UAAUUUGGGAGUAUUAGGUUAUAUCUCGUUAAAUCCCUUUCGCCCUUGCUAAAUCAAAAUGAAAUAAUUCCUCAUUUAGCUUAAAGAAAAAGGAAGACGUAUACAAACAAAAAAGGUAAGCACCACGUUGCUCAUAAAUAUCUCUAUAUAGUGUGAGAUACAUGAAGGAAGAGUAAAGAAGAAAACACAAACACGCACACUCUGAAGCUUCAAUAACUUUCUCAAUAACUUCUUAAAGCUUAAGAAAAAUGGGAACAGCUACUUUCAUAGAUAUUCUUCUCGCUAUCCUCUUGCCUCCUCUUGGUGUCUUUCUUAGAUAUGGUUGCGAGGUUGAAUUUUGGAUAUGUUUGGUUUUGACGCUUUUUGGGUAUCUUCCUGGGAUCCUCUACGCUCUUUAUGUCCUCACCAAAUAAAUUACCAUCUAUCAUCUCUUCUUUUCAUUUCAUCUCCUUGAACAGCUGUUUCGUCGUGUUUUCACAUCUUUGUGUGACUAGGAUUCAUCGUUUCUUCAGUCAGGGUUUUAUCAUUGUUGUGUGUUGCAUAGUUUUUGUUGAUAUAUAUAAAGAAGAGAUCCUUCGUUUUGUGUGAAGAACUUGUUUAUUCAAGUUUUUCAAAUAUAUAAAUAGUUUUUUCUAUCGUUUUUUUGUAACAAGUAUUUUCUCGUUUCAAUAAACAAAUGCAACAUUGAUAAAGCAUGAAA
Molecule: messenger RNA, 700 nt
Organism: Brassica napus (rape)
Lineage: Eukaryota; Viridiplantae; Streptophyta; Magnoliopsida; Brassicales; Brassicaceae
Product: hydrophobic protein RCI2B-like
Exons: 3
Coding region: 249-413 (54 amino acids)
Cellular component (GO): membrane
Source: RefSeq, a predicted model, not a curated record